UUGAAAUAAAUUGAAAAAUGGAAAUGGAAAGCUAAAUUUAGCUUUUUAUAGGGUUGGAGUGAAAAGUGGGUUUGGGGAGCUAAAAAGCCAUAUUUGGCCAUUUGGGGAGCUAAAUUCCCCUUUAUGGGUUGGAGUUAGUCUUAGUGGCCAAAUGAAUAACGUGGAUAUAUCGGCAGUUUACUUUGGUAAGAAUAUUGCUCUGCCAAUCAGAAGUUCUUGGCCUAGAUAUUGGGUGUUGGGGUUGUGUGGGUCCAGGAUAAGUAUUUGAGACUGCCUACCCUUAUAGCCCAAUCUAAAAUGGCCACGUUCCGAUAUUUUGAAGAGAAGUUGUUAGAACGACUUCGGUCGCUUUAGCUUUGUCGUUGCAUGUUAUGUCCUAUUUCAAGUUACCUCUCUCCGACACAAAUCAGGCUUUGUUAGCCAAGAUUGGAUGGUGUAUCCUAAAUGAACCUCUCUCCCUUUUAGCUCAAGUGUACAAAGGGAGAUAUUUUCCUAAUGUUACUUUACUCGCUACUAAAGCUCGCUCUCGUCCGUCUUGGGGAUGGCAGAGUAUCCUAUAUGGUCGGGAGCUUUUGGGGAAGUGGCUUCGGUGGUAAAUUGGUAAUGGAAAGAAAGCUCCUCUCCUCCGCUCCAAAUGGAUUCCCCGGCUUCAUCCUCAUACACAUGUGUUUAAUACCCGAGUUUUGUCUGAGGGUGGCAACAUGCUGGUGGCAAAGGUCCUUAGCCAAGGGCAAGGACGUUGGUGCAACCAAAAAAUUAGCCAAUGAUUUGAUCCGGCAACAUGUCGUGCCAUCAAAAAAAUUCCUCUUUCCCAACAGAAAGUUGAGGAUAGACUAAUAUGGCAUGACACGGCUUACGGGAUUUUCACUUUUAAAUCAGCCUAUCGUUUUGUCGUCUCGUUGGACAAGCAGAAUGGUCAAUGGAGAUCCUUGGCUAGUUGGAUGGAUAGGUCCAGCUGGAUGCAUUUGUGAGAGGCCAAUAUUCCACCCAAGUUGAAAGUGUUCUUAUGGUACAUUUUCAAUCACAUCCUGCCUACGAUGGAAGCUCUAAUAGAGAAAGAUGUCCCGGUACUUGCUCGUUGCCCAGUUUGUUGGGCAGAAUCAGAAACAAUGGAACAUUUGUUCCUGGAUUGUCCUGUGGCUAGGGCUUUAUGGGAUUACUCGGGACUCGAGCUUCUAGGUCAAAAGGGCUUCCGCGCCACACGUUCCUGCUCUUCCUGAAAAAGUUGAUGGUUCUCUUUGAUCAAGCUCAACUGUUUAUGCGGGUGGUGGCAAUCUUUUGGAGGAUCUGGCGGUCACGAAAUUAGGUAGUCUUUGAGGGCAAACAGUUUGGAUUCCCAGCUUUGAUGUGACAAUUUAACCAACAAUACCAUGAAUAGAUUAGUUUUCCUGUCGACCAUGGUCUUCGUGUGCUCCCCCCCUUUUCCACAACCUCUGGGUGUUGUGCAUCUGAACUCGAUAGUCUAUAUGUGGGAUGGGGCUACGAAAUGUGGUUCCCAUUCGCAGGCGGGAUGGUUAUUUUGGACGAAGAGGGUAUCAUUCUCUUGGCUAAAGGGGUGCAGUUUCAGGAUAUCGAUGAUCUAAUGGUCGUUGAGCUACUAGUUUUCCGGGAGGCUAUUCUCUUCUGCUUAAGCCAUGGAUUUCUGGUGGUGAGGUUUGAAGGUGAUGCGCAAGUGGUCAUUAAGAAGAUCCUUCGUGCUGAUGCCCGCGAUACUCGGAUGGGGGCCAUUCUGGAGGAGGUCGUGCAACAUUUUGCUAAUCAUAGUGGGUACGAUUUGUAGGUCGGAGUACCAAUAGGGUAACCCAUUUGGUCGCUAAGAAGGCCCUUUGUUUGUAUCUAACUAUGUCGCUCUUUUGAUUUUUUGGCUUGAUUGAAUUUCAGGAUGUAACUACCUAUUUUUCCAAUCAAUAUAUCUGAUUAUCUUUUGUCAAAAAAAUAACAAAUCAUAUCUUAUUUUUUCCAUUCAAAUUGUAUUAUCGUACAGAAAAAUAAGAUUAAUUAUAAUCUACAACAUAAAAAGCUGGUUUUUUAGAACCCAAUUGAAUUUUCAAUUAAUAUUAGAUUGAUUUGCAUCAAUUUAUGAUUAAAAAAAAUAUGACAACUAGACCGAUAUAAUUUGAUCCCGUUUUAGCUUUUAUAAAAGGUGUUUCUAAUUGAAAAUUGAAAAAUAUAAUACUCUAAAAAAUUUGAGGAUUUAACUGAUAAACUAUUAGAAAUACAUUUUAAUAUCAAUACGAUGUUAAAUGAUUAAAAAGUUAUCAUUUAUAUAUACAAUAAUAUAAAUGGAAAAUUAUACAAUAAUAUAAAUGACUAAAAAUUUAUCAUUUAUUUAUGUUUUGUGUGCUUAUUUGUAGAUUCACCGAUGCUCUUAUUGAAGUCUUAUUUGUGUGCUUCAGUCAAGACUUAUUUGUAGAUUCACCAAUGCUCUUAUCGAAGUCUUAUUUGUGUGCUUUCAGUCGAGUCUUACAUGAAUGGAGGUAGUCGAGCGCUCCCAUAUGUCGCUUGAUUGAAUUUCUCAUCUCCCAUGUUGUUUGGUACGUCUUUCCUCCAUUAGCGCCAUUAACGCUCAUUAAAGUAAAAAAUUUAAAAAUUUAAUAAUGAUAGAGAGAUAGAGUACUUAGCUUUAUGUUGAAGAAGCGGAGCUUUAAAAUAGCACGUUGUACCUAUUAAUCACAACUUGAGUUGUAACUUACUGGUCAGUAUGCUUGUCUAGCGGAAGAGUGGCGUGGUUUCAAGGACUGGCGGCGACGACAUUAUUUUUGAAGAGUUUCGUGCCUGUUGGGCCAGAAGCGGCGCCGGCCGCGAGUUUGGAUUUGUUGGCCCAUGUGACGCUCGUCGCACCCAAGCGGACAUUGAAGGCGGGCCGCCAGCUGACUGAGAAGAAGACGACCGACGCCAAUGAAAUCUUUCUUUCGCUCAAAUACUGAUAUUCAAUCUUUUUCGAUUAAUUAUAACCGCCCAAUCUCCCCGGUCGCCGUGAUUACUCUUCCUUUAUGCAUGGCGGUGGUGGCUAUGGUAAUUGACUGGAUGGUAGCGCGGUCAGCUUAAUCUGGACGAGUUUAAUUACUCUCGGCCGCCAAGGAACCGCGUAUCAAGUGGAAGUUGGACGACAUCGUGGCGGCGAAGGGGAGAGUGAGUAGAGCUUCGAGGAAUAGUAGUGUGAAAGAGAGUAGUGGAGAGUUGAUUGGGCGCGAACACAUCGUGGUGGGAGAUGAAGCACUGGGGCUUCGAAUCUCGGCGAAGGAUCGUGACUGCUGCAACGGUAGUGAGCUUUAGGUUCCCUCCCUACGUCGUCGGGUUGCAUUGCCAUUGUUGUGAACGGAGGCAGGGGAGCUCGCUAAGCUUGAAGCGCACCACCACGCAGAGAAUUUUGGCAGAGGUCUAGUGGCAGCGUCUACUUUUCUGAAACGUCUCCAAACUGGCAUCCACUGCACAAUUUUGCCUCGAUAAACACGCUGGUCCCAACCUUCUGAAAGAGAGAGCAGCUUCCUUUGUCUUUUCAUACUGCUCGACUACAGGAGCUACGCAAGUGGGAGAAGGACGAUGUCGACAUGACAGCUACAUGACGGUAAGGUUUCUCCCUCGCCGGAUGCUCGAUGUCGGGAGUAAAAUUACCGGAAUCUGGAUUGCUUUUUUGCUUUUCUUGUUCUUCGGCGACAUCAGCUCUUGCUUUUGAGAAUAGAUGUGAGUUUCUCUU
This is a messenger RNA of Linum trigynum, 3697 nucleotides long. NCBI's taxonomy places the organism in Eukaryota, Viridiplantae, Streptophyta, Magnoliopsida, Malpighiales, Linaceae. The record is from the annotation of a GenBank genome assembly.